Folsomia candida is the source of this 1488-nucleotide messenger RNA. Its product is annotated as subtilisin. Gene Ontology annotation, biological process: proteolysis. Gene Ontology annotation, molecular function: serine-type endopeptidase activity. The record is from RefSeq and is a predicted model, not a curated record. The coding region runs from base 25 to 1356 and encodes 443 amino acids. The transcript is spliced from 2 exons. Lineage: Eukaryota; Metazoa; Arthropoda; Collembola; Entomobryomorpha; Isotomidae.
GCCAAUUCAGUUGCAAUUAUCACCAUGAAGCUGCUUAUCUUCCUCGCUGCCAGCCUCACCGCCGCGCAUGCCGGCACCGUGGAUCCCGCCCUGCUCGACCCUGUUGAACACAAGGGCGAAACCGAAGCCAUCCUCGAACUUCCCCAAAUUAUGGGGCAAGUCGAAGCCAACCAGGCUCUCCAAUCACUCACCGGUGACGCUAAAGUAUCCGCCCUCAUCACUACCUUGAAGGGACUCACUUCCGCUGCCCAGGCUCCUUUCAUUUCUAUCGCAGCGUCCCUUGGUCUGACCACCGAACCCUAUUGGGCCUCCAACAUUAUUCUGGUCAAGGGUCUAACCCCUGAUAAACUAGCUUCACUAGCCUCCACACCGGGCGAAUUCACCCUUCGCGCCCAAAACAUCGCCACAAUUCCACCGCAAGAAACAGGGGCCGAAUUCAACGCUGACAUGAACCAAAAUACGCCGCAGUUAGGAGUUGCCCAAAUCCGUGCUCCUGUCGCAUGGGCGAAUAAUAUUACUGGCGAAGGCGUUGUUGUCGGCAUUAUUGACACCGGCGUUAACAACGCUCACGUGGCUUUUAACCAAAGCUUUGCCGGUGUUUGGUUAGACCCCUACUACAACCGGCCGGGCCCAUCUGACCAGCAAGGUCACGGUACCCGAUGCGCGGGAAUCAUUUUUGGACGUGAAAACGGUGUCGGUGUCGCGCCUGGAGCGCGAUACGUCGCUUGUAGUGGACUGAAUCAUCAAGGAUCCGGACCAGAAGCUGUGAUCAUAAGAUGCGCGCAAUAUUUGAUGACGGAAACUCCACGUCCGCACAUAAUUAAUAAUUCAUGGGGCGGUGGGUCGAACAACACGUGGUUCAACGCAGCUAUCUCUGCGUGGCGAAAUGCAGGAAUCAUCCCAGUGUUUCCGGUUGGAUCUUGGGCCAGUUCUGCUACCUGUAGAUCAGCCAUUUCCCCCGGGGAUCAACCAAACGUGAUCUCGGUCGGAGCCACGACCGAAAUUGAUGCCCGGUCAAUUGACUCGGCUCGAGGACCAAGCCUUGACGGACUUCUUAAACCAGAAGUCUCCGCUCCAGGAAGCAACAUUGUCUCUUGUGGGGUGGGAGCUAAUGAUUAUGUUGUCGCGUCUGACGUCACAUUGGCUGGCCCCCACGUGUCUGGAGCUAUUGCCCUUAUCCUUUCGGCUCACCCAACCUGGAUAUUCGACGAAAUUUACAACGCCCUCGCCAAAUCCGCGGCUCAUCCAACUCUUUCGAGCGAGGACAGAACGUGUGGAUUUCCGGGGCCACAUGACUACCCCAAUUAUUCCUUUGGUUAUGGACGUAUCGACGUUGCGGCGGCUCUUGGUCUCUAAAUUGGUCCUGCAUCAUGGUUUCAAUUAAAACCCUAUUUUUGUUCCAACUGUAAAUUGUAUUGAACAUGCUGUGUUACAAAAACAAUAUUAUAUUUUAAAAUUGUACACUCAAUAAAUUGCUCUUGGUCAGUU